CCAAUUAAAUAAUUCCGUAAUCACAUUCCCACCCUUUUCCCUCAUACGAACGUGCUACCACCUCCUCCCCCCCGCCUUCUCCGCUCUCACUAUAUUUUUUCAUUCUUUCCAUUUUUUUUUUUCAUUUUUAAUUUUUUUUCCUAAAAUACUCAAGUUACGCGAAAAUUACUUCCUCGAGAUCUUAUUCUCCUUCGCCAGACGAGGAAAAACCCUAGUCUCUCCCGUCACCAGAAAAAAAAUCUUCGGCCUUUUCUCAGUAUCGAGAUUUUGGAAAUCGGAAAUUUUAAAAAUUGCGGUUUUUCCGAUGCGGAGUAUCGUUGGUUAACAGGGAGAAAUUUGAUGAAGGCAUUUCGUAGAUGCUCGAGGAUUUUGAUCCUCUGGUUACUCUGUGUUUCUGUUUUUGUUCCUAUUUUUCUACUGUCGUAUAGGCUCAAACAUACUAAUGAUGUAUCGAAAGACUUCGUUGAAGAUUUGUCCAUCAUUAAACACAGAACUGAGGCUCAAACACUAAGUGCAAUAGAACAGGAAGAACUUGAAGGCUUGAAAGAACCACUCCUAGAGGUGUACAAAGAUGAUACUUCUAAGUCUGCAGACAAUUAUAGUACCAGUGAGGAUACAAGAUAUAGUGGAGUUGGAAUUGCAGCAAAUGAUGCUGGCUUGUCUGGAAAUAAUGCAACCAGGCAUCACAAAGAUGAAGGUGGCCAAGAAAGACAACAACAGGGUGAGUUGCCAGCAUCCGUGAAGAAGGAAGAGCCCCACAUAAAAAGGGCACAACAUGAUCAGGUUUCGAACACCAGGUUAAGGAGGAAAUUGGAUGAGAAGGUACAACUGAUGAAAGACCAGUUGAUUAGGGCCAAAACAUACUUGAGUUUCACACCGUCAAAUAGUAGUUCUCAUUUUGUGAAGGAGUUGAAACUUCGAAUGAAAGAGGUCGAGCGAGCCAUAAGUCACUGCACCCAAGAUUUUAGUUUAUCCAGGAGUGAUAUGCAGAGGAUAAAAGCAAUGGAGUCUACCUUGUUCAAAGCCCGUCGUAUUUUCCCUGAUUGUGCUGCCAUGAUAAAGAAACUUCGUGCUAUGACUUAUAACGCUGAAGAGCAGGUCCGGUCAAACAGAAACCAAGAAACUUUUCUGAAAGGGCUGGGUGGAAGAACCAUCCCAAGAGGUCUCCACUGUCUCUCUAUGAGACUAACUGCUGAAUAUUUUGCCCUGGAGCCUGAGGAAAGGGAGCUCCCUUACAAACAUAAACUACAAGAUCCUCAUCUUUAUCACUUUGCCCUUUUCUCUGAUAAUGUAUUGGCUUGUUCAGUUGUCGUGAACUCAACUAUCUCAACUGCCAUGGAACCAGAGAGAAUAGUGUUUCAUAUAGUGACUGAUUCCCUCAACGUCCCAGCAAUAUCAAUGUGGUUCUUAUCAAAUCCUCCUGGCAAAGCUACAGUCCAUGUGGAGAGUAUAGAAAAUUUCCAAUGGUUAUCCACCAAAUAUAGUGUAACUCUGCAGAGGGAAGGUUCUAUAGAUCCACGAUAUAUUUCUGAGCUGAACCACCUACGGUUUUAUUUGCCAGAUGUUUUUCCUUAUCUGAAUAAGAUUGUCCUUCUUGAUCAUGAUGUGGUGGUGCAAAGGGAUUUAACAAGACUUUGGAGCAUUAACAUGAGAGGCAAAGUAAAUGGUGCUGUGGAGACUUGUAAGGAAGGGGAGAUCUCAUUCCAUCGUAUGGAUAUGUUAGUUAAUUUCACAGACCCCAUAAUAGCAAAUAAAUUUGAUCCCAAAGCAUGCACGUGGGCUUUUGGGAUGAACCUCUUUGAUCUUCAGGAAUGGAGACGGCGAAAAUUAACUGAGGUCUACCACAAGUACCUUCAUUUGGGCAGUGAGAGGCGGCUGUGGGCGGCAGGAAGCUUGCCAAUUGGUUGGGUCACAUUUUACAAACACACGGUAGCUUUAGAUAACAGGUGGCAAGUCCUUGGAUUGGGCUAUGACUCUGGUGUGAGGCAGGAGGACAUAGAUCAGGCCUCAGUCUUACAUUUUGAUGGAAUCCUGAAGCCGUGGUUGGAUAUUGGAAUUGAGAGAUACAAGUACUUAUGGAGGAAACAUGUCAAGUAUGAGCAUCCAUACCUGCAACAGUGCAAUGUCCACGAGUAGUUAGAUCCCAGAUGAGAAGUUUAGACCCCGACAAACAAACACUAUGCCAUUUAUGUAGGAAUCACCCGUAUGUCUACUCCAUUCUUUCUCAUUUUUCCACAAUUUUUACAUGUAAAUUUCAACUCUUUUAUUCUCUUAAACGAUUUUUGUCCGGCCACGAUGUUUUAGAAGCUGAGUCGAUUUUAGCAAUAACGGGCCAAAAUUUGGUGAAGCCCAGUGAUGGUUGUUCCUGGAGAUUUCUGUAUAUAGAAAUUGAUGUAGAGAGAGCUACUGAUAUUGAAUGGCAUGACAUGGGAUUUCAAGACAGACGGACUGGAAUUUGCAAUGUCUUACUGCUUUACUAGUAUGCCUGAGUUGUGUUACUGUGACCCCAACUAAUC
Messenger RNA from Sesamum indicum (sesame), 2516 nucleotides. RefSeq names its product galacturonosyltransferase 6 (gene GAUT6). Gene Ontology annotation, molecular function: polygalacturonate 4-alpha-galacturonosyltransferase activity. The record is from RefSeq and is a predicted model, not a curated record. NCBI's taxonomy places the organism in Eukaryota, Viridiplantae, Streptophyta, Magnoliopsida, Lamiales, Pedaliaceae.